GAGCGCGCCCUGCCCCUCACUAGUCUACUUAUGGCGGGCGGUGUGUGAGCGUCAUUGUUUUCUUGUGUUAAUUUGUCUAUGCAGUAAUUGUUCGUAUCUUAUGACUUCAGAUCAUUAAACAGUGUUAAAUUUUGUGUAUUAAAAUGUCAGGGGAUAAUAUUGAAAAAUUAUACCAAAACUACGGUAUUUUAGCUGAUGCAAAAGAUGACAUAUCGCAGCAUGAAAAAGAGUAUUUGGAGAUAUUAGCGGCGGUAAAAGGGUCGGAUAAAGAAAAACGUUUAGCGUCACAAUUCAUUGCGAAAUUCUUCAACAGUUUCCCAAACCUUGCAGAACAGGCCAUUGAGGCUCAAUUUGAUCUUUGCGAGGAUGACGACGUAGCCAUCCGAAAGCAAGCCAUCAAAGAUUUACCUAACCUCUGCAAAGACCACAAGGAGCACACACAAAGAAUUGCAGAUAUCCUUGCUCAGCUGUUACAAUCAGAUGAUACUACAGAAAUCAAUGUUGUGACAAAUUCCCUAAUUACAAUCUUGAAAGGAGACCCAAAAGGAGCUUUAGCAGGAAUAUUUUCCCAGAUUCACCAGAAUGUAGACAGCGAGGUCGCAAAUGAAAUAGUUAGAGAGCGUUGCAUUAAAUUUCUGGCCACCAAAGUCAAACAACUUGGCAGAGAAGUUAUCAACAAAGAAGCUGAAGAUUUGAUUAUUGCAGAGUGCAGAAAAAUUUUAGAGGAUGUAGUGGCUGAAGAGUUUGAGCACAUAAUGGAACUGCUUACAUGGUCUCGUUUGGGGAAAACACCAUUAGGGAAGAAAGAAUUGGUUCAGAUUGUGGCAGCCCUUGCUUUUUCACCUGAUGACUGGCACCCUGAAGAUCCAGAAUAUGUGGAUAGGAUCAUUCAAUGCACUCAACAUGCAUUGCCUUUAUUUUCGACACAAGUGGAUUCCACACAAUUCGUCAAUUUCUUCUGUGAUCAUGUAUUACAAAAAUGGAAUGAAAUUACAACACCGGAAGGAAAUGAUUCUAAAUUAGAACUUCUGAAGAUAUUUGCUGAGGUUACAGAGCACUGUGGAGAUUUAGAAGACGUUCAGAAGAAAAUUGACACUGUUUAUGAUGUAGUUAUGACUUAUUUGCCUGAAGCACCAAUAGAAGGAGAAGACAAAGGCGAAAAAGAAGCAAAUGGCGAUAAGACGGAAGAAAAAUCAACCCCUUCUCUCCAGUUCUCUCAUGUGGAGUGUGCGUUGUUUGCUUUGCAUUCUCUCUGCCGCAAGGCUCCCGAGGCUCUUGGUGCUGACGGAGCACGGCUUAAGGCUCUCCGCUUACGUUUACAAUACACUGCCCGACUCACACAGGGCUACAUAAAGAAACUGAAAGAAGUUACACAGGGAAAAAAAGAGGACUCAGAAGAAAAUAAACUCAAGAUUGCAGCUUUGAAAACUACGUCGAACAUCAACACCCUGAUUCGGGACAUUUUCCGGACUCCUCCCAGUUUCAAAAGCAAAGUGCAAUUAUCCUUUCAAACGCAGAAGACAGAAAAAGAGCAAAAGCCAACUGAGAAAACAGAAGAAAAGGACAAACAGUCGCCACAAAAACGCCAUCGGCCAAUUACAUUUGACAAUGGUGAUGAAAAGUCUUCUCCGGACAAGCGCUCUCGAAGUGGAGACAGAAAUAUAAAAAUGUACACACCCCCAUCUGGCAAAUACAGCUCCAGAUUGAACAAUAGUGGAAGGUUUUCGGGACCUAGCUUCAGAGGUAGAGGGGGUUAUGGCAGACGUGAGUUUAGGGGGAAUGGGGCGCCUUUCCGCAGGCGCAGCAACUACUAAAAUUGCACCAGAGCUAUACUUUGGUUAGAAAACUAUAAUUUUUGUCUGAGUAUCAGUUCAUUCAUACGGUUUUUUGGCCAGAUUCUGCCCAUACACCAAUUUGUAAAUGGAGUAUAAAUAUUUAUUUAGUCUUCGAUUUUUUCUCUCCAUUCAAUUUGUUGUAUUUUCUCAUGAUGAGACUUGAUUUUUGUUUUAGAAUAAGAACUUUUAUAUUUCACAAGACACCCGUGAAUGCAGACCGUAAAUACUUAUUUUGCUAAUGUUUUUAAAGUAUCGUAUGUGGUAGCUUCUCUUUAGAAGGCAGUGUAUGUUGUGUUUCUGAACUUCGUGGCUGAACCACAAUUUUAUCUUGAGAUUUCAUUAGGUUUUUAUAUUUUGGGAAAGAAAGAUCCUGGAGCUUUCAGUCUAUUUCGUGUCUGAAGAUUUCAGCCAUUGUCCAGCAGAUUUUUACAGAGACCAGUGGAAGGAGACAGGCAAGAAGCAGUGUUCACUAAGUAGGUAACCUCAAGCACGGGAAUCCUAUUGGUCACAUAACAUUUUUAGUCCUAUUACUUACAACAUCUUGCUUGUAAUAAUUACUAUUCAUAAUUACUCACUUAUAUUAAUGAUCGUUACUCUUUAGUCUUUAUACAUAAUUUUAAUUGCUAAGUAUUAUUAGCAAUUGCAUGAUUAUUAUUGAAUACAAUAAUAAUCAUUAUUCUUUGUACAGUUUUAUCAUUUAUAUCUCACACAACAUUUUCACACAAAAAAAAUUUCAGACACA
Molecule: messenger RNA, 2577 nt
Organism: Hyposmocoma kahamanoa
Lineage: Eukaryota; Metazoa; Arthropoda; Insecta; Lepidoptera; Cosmopterigidae
Gene: cass
Product: apoptosis inhibitor 5
Exons: 8
Coding region: 144-1814 (556 amino acids)
Biological process (GO): negative regulation of apoptotic process
Cellular component (GO): nucleus
Molecular function (GO): RNA binding
Source: RefSeq, a predicted model, not a curated record